CCACAAGAAAAUGUUUGUAAGGUGGAGGAGGACGGGGUUUUCAGUGACCAGCACCUGGAUAACCUGGAGAGGAGCUGCAGCCCGGACCAGGAGGAACCAGGGCAUCCACAGACUACAGAACUGGAGGAAGACUCCAGCGGUCAGGAGAUGAAGCACGAGGACGUAGAGGUGGAUGUCUCAUUGGUCAAUGUCGCUGAUGUAAAAGUUGAAAAUGGUGAACCAGGACCAAACUGUGGCCAGCUGCUGUUGCACACUUCUCCUGAAGCUCAAAACAAAGAUGAGGAAGGGACUGAAAGUUUACGCUCAGACUCCAGUAAAACUGCAGAUCCGGAGCCAAUGAGACGACACGGUGACCCCGAAGAUGCUGCUGUCCCGUCAGACAGCAACUGUAAAUCAAAGCUGACCAGGACCCACACGGGGAAGAAGGUGUUUUCUUGCAGCACUUGCAGGAAAGAGUUCAGUAAACGUAAUAUUUUAGUGGAUCACAUGAAGAUCCACACUGGCGAAAGGCCAUACCUGUGCAACACCUGCGGAAAAUCGUUUAGACAAUCAUCAACGCUCAAGAACCAUAAAAUGAUCCACACGGGCGAGAAGCCGUACCUGUGCAACACCUGCGGAAAGUCGUUUAGAAACUCAGCAACGCUCAAGGACCAUACAAUGAUCCACAGGGGCGAGAAGCCCUACAUCUGCAAAACAUGUGGAAAAAGUUACAGACUACGGUCCACCCUGGUGGUUCACUCGAGGAUCCACACCGGUGAAAGGCCGUACCUGUGCAACACUUGUGGAAAAACCUUUACUAAUUUAUCAGAUCUUAAACGCCACAUAGACACGCACACGGGCAAGAAGCGGUAUUUGUGCAAGACGUGCAACAAAGGUUUUAGCCGCAGAAUUGGUUUGCUGAGUCACAUGAAAAAUCACCCGGAGGAGAAGUCUGGCGACUCGUGACAAAUGAAGCUCAUGUUGUCGUCCUCCGGGGGCAGCUGUCCACUCCUGUCUGACCCACAGAAGAAGAACCCGCAGCAGUCCAACCACCACCUCCUGUGGCUGAUGAGCCUAAUCCCCUCCCCACAAGGGUUUGCAGGAUCAACACAGAUUUAUGCUUCUCCAUCAACUUGACGCAGAGGGAACGAUGUGGUUGUGUACUUUUUUUUUUAAAGUUCUGCAUUGAGUUUGUUUGAAUCCCUGUUCCUUCUUAAAAUCGUAUUAUUUGUUGCUGUUGGUAACUUGCCGUCUCCACGGUGCAAAUAAAGAGCUGUUAAUAUUUGCUGAAGUUUCUUUAAACGUGACAGUUUAUUUUGUUCAUCUACAAAGCCUCUCUCACAUGUCCUCUUUCUUGUCUGUUUCUUUUUCACUCACAUUCUCUUUGUAAAGUUAAUCUGCAGCUCCAUGUUGUUAAACUGAAAAACAUGAAGAAACUUCAGAGAAACAAGGGCAAAAGAAGAAACGCAACCAUCAACAUGUCAGAAACAGAACAACCAACCAUCUGUCACCAUUUUAUAAAUUUUGAUGUCUGCAGCGUUAAACAAAAAACCUUGAAGAUUUCAGAAGUCAGUGCAGUCAGAUACGGUUUGCUUUUAUUUCCCCUUUAAAUUGUUUGUAUUGAUUUAGAUAAAACAUUUGGUUUGCAAAUGAAUGAGGAAAUGAGUGUGAUGUGGGAUACACAUCACGAUACAAUACGAUAUUGCGGUAUCCAAAUUUUGCAAUAUAUUGUAUUGUUAUACAUUGUUUGCUGAAAACUGUAAAAGGGUCCGAUGCAUUUUAAGAUCUGAGCUGCACGUACAUCAGAUUAUCGUGAUAAUUCAUGGGACAAACUAAGUCAAAACAUGCAAUUCAAAUGAUCCAUGCUGUGUUAUUGUAAUUACGCAAGCUGAAGUUACGACAUAUUUGUGUACGUUUUUCAUAUUAUUUACAUAAUAUGAAAUUUUAACAAUAUUUAAUCAAAUGUGUAGAUGACCUUUAAUAUGAGUAUUUCUGUAAAUGUGUUUUUGUGUUUGUUUUCUUAUUGGCAUUGUUUGGAGCCAGGCUUUUAUUUUGUUAUAUAUUAAGACCAAUAUUUAGUGCUUUUAUUUUGAAUGCAUCUCUUGUAAACUUGUAAACAUCAGCGGUCUUUAACGGUUAAUGUUUAAAGGCUGUAGAAACGUUUUCUGCAAGACUAAACUAGUGUUGGGAGUGCUAAAGUGUGCCUAACCGACACAACCGCACCUGGCUGAUACAAGGUUUGUUUUCUUUGUAAAUUAUACAGUAUUUAUGUAUAUAUUGAGUUUGGUUGUCUGUUACUGUCAUGUAUUGUGGUUAACGGUUUUGCCGACCCAGCGAGCUGCUGUGUUGGCCUGUAUUUUUUUAAGUCUUUUUUGAAAACGUAUUUAUUUUCUUUGGCUUUUAGUGUACGAUAAAUUAGUUGCUACAUCUGUGAGAAGUGAUUGUGCACUGUGUCUGUUCUUUGCCGUCUAUUUUCUAUUUUUUAUUACUAUUUUAUUGAUCAUUCUAACAUGUUAGUGAUUAUAUUGUUUCUACACUAGUAUACUGUAUUUUCUUUUGGUAUUGUUUCAUUUUACUGUAUACUGUACAGCACUUUGGUCGACCUCGGUCGUUUAUAAAUGUGCUAUAUAAAUAAAAUUGACAUUGACAUUGACAUUGUAUUUGAGUUGGAUGAAACUUGUAUGUAUGUAGUAAGAGUAAUAUUGUUUUAUUUUAUUCCUUUAUAGCUCUUACA
This is a messenger RNA of Cololabis saira (Pacific saury), 2713 nucleotides long. Its product is annotated as zinc finger protein 391-like. The coding region runs from base 148 to 945 and encodes 265 amino acids. Gene Ontology annotation, cellular component: nucleus. The transcript is spliced from 2 exons. Gene Ontology annotation, biological process: regulation of transcription by RNA polymerase II. The record is from RefSeq and is a predicted model, not a curated record. NCBI's taxonomy places the organism in Eukaryota, Metazoa, Chordata, Actinopteri, Beloniformes, Belonidae. Gene Ontology annotation, molecular function: DNA-binding transcription activator activity, RNA polymerase II-specific; RNA polymerase II cis-regulatory region sequence-specific DNA binding.